Messenger RNA from Ornithodoros turicata, 1210 nucleotides. RefSeq names its product nuclear pore complex protein Nup58-like. NCBI's taxonomy places the organism in Eukaryota, Metazoa, Arthropoda, Arachnida, Ixodida, Argasidae. The record is from RefSeq and is a predicted model, not a curated record. The transcript is spliced from 5 exons. Bases 1 to 1125 code for a protein of 374 amino acids.
AUGGCUCCGUCACCAGACGGCAUCCAAUGCACAGUUCCGGAGGACACUGAACACAUACUGCUAAGCUGCGAGCGAUUCACGGCAAGCCGAGAAGCUCUCCGGGAUGCCUUGUUCAGACACGACAACGGCCCUCUUGACCUCAAGAAGUUCGCCGUCGCCCUCCUUGGCCUCGUCGCCGCCGCCUCCGCCGGCUAUCUUGGCGCCCCAGCUGCCGUGGCCUCCUACGCUGCCCCAGCUGCCGUUGCCACCUACGCUGCCCCAGCUGCCGUCGCCACCUACGCUGCCCCAGCUGCCGUUGCCACCUACGCUGCCCCAGCUGCCGUCGCUACCUACGCCGCUCCAGCUGUCGCUUCCGUCCGUUACGCUGCUCCAGUCGCUGCCGUCGCUUCCUACGCCGCCCCAGUUGCUCACGCCGUCGCCGCUCCAGCUGUCGCUACCUACGCCGCUCCAGUUGCCCACGCUGUUGCCGCCCCAGCUGUCGCUUCCUACGCUGCCCCAGUUGCCGCUGCCGUCGCUGCCCCAGCUGUCUACGGUGCCGGCUACGGUCUUGGCUACGGCCACGGUCUCGGCUACGGUUAUGGCCUCGGCUACGCUGGUCUCGGUUACGGCUAUGGCGCUCACUUCGCCAAGCAAGCAAACACACAUCAACCAACCACCAUGAACGCACUGCUCGCCACCGCCUUCUUCGGCCUCAUCGCCGCCGCUGCCGCCGGCUUCGUUGGCGCCCCAGCUGCCGUCGCAACCUACGCCGCUCCAGCCGUCGCCGCUGUGCGUUAUGCUGCUCCAGCUGCUGUUGUCAGGACGACCACUGUCACCCACGCUGCCCCAGUCGCCGUCGCUGCCCCAGCCGUCGCUGCCUACGCUGCUCCAGCUGUCGCUGCCUACGCUGCUCCAGUUGCCCACGCUGUUGCUGCUCCAGCUGUCGCUGCCUACGCUGCUCCAGUUGCCCACGCUGUUGCUGCCCCAGCUGUCGCUGCUUACGCUGCUCCAGUUGCCCACGCCGUCGCUGCUCCAGCUCUCGGCUACGGUCUUGGCUACGGUUACGGUCUUGGCUAUGGCUACGGUCUCGGCUACGGCUAUGGUCUUGGUCUCGGUUACGGCCACCACGCCAAGGUCGUCGUGUAAAUUUUAAUUUACACAACUACUAGUUCAGCAGCUCGUGGAAGAAAUACCAAUUGAACGAUUGACAUCCAAUACGGAACGAAUGGAU